Molecule: messenger RNA, 1645 nt
Organism: Grus americana (Whooping crane)
Lineage: Eukaryota; Metazoa; Chordata; Aves; Gruiformes; Gruidae
Product: probable D-lactate dehydrogenase, mitochondrial
Exons: 12
Coding region: 46-1491 (481 amino acids)
Biological process (GO): lactate catabolic process
Cellular component (GO): mitochondrion
Molecular function (GO): D-lactate dehydrogenase (cytochrome) activity; D-lactate dehydrogenase (NAD+) activity; FAD binding
Source: RefSeq, a predicted model, not a curated record
UGCUGGUGCCGGUGCCGGUGCUGGCCGGGCGCUGGCCGUGCCGCCAUGGCCCUGCGGCGGGUGCUGGGGCUGGGGGCGGCCCUGGGGCGGCGGGGCUGCUGCUCCAAGCGCCCGCUGCCCCCCGACUUCGUGGAGGCGCUGAGGGCCGUGGUCGGGGACCCCAACGUCUCCACGGCCAUGGCGGUGCGCGAGCAGCACGGGCACGACGAGUCCAUGCACACCUGCGCUCCCCCGGACGCCGUGGUGUGGCCCCAGGCGGUGGGGCAGGUGCAGGAGCUGGCGGCGCUCUGCCACCGCUGCCGCGUGCCCAUGGUGCCCUUCGGCACCGGCACCGGCCUCGAGGGCGGCGUCAACGCCGUGCAGGGCGGCGUCUGCUUUGACCUGAGCCGCAUGGACGCCAUCACGGAGCUGAGCCUCGAGGACUUCUCGGUGGCGGUGGAGCCCGGCGUCACCCGCAAGGCCCUCAACGGCCACCUGCGUGGCACCGGUCUCUGGUUCCCCGUCGACCCCGGGGCAGACGCCUCGCUGUGCGGCAUGGCGGCCACAGGCGCCUCGGGCACCAACGCGGUGCGCUAUGGCACCAUGCGGCCCAACGUGCUGAACCUGCGCGUGGUGCUGCCGGACGGGCGCCUGCUCCACACCGCCGGUCCCGGGCGCCAGGCCAGGAAGCGGGCGGCCGGCUACGACCUGACCUCGCUCUUCGUGGGCUCCGAGGGCACGCUGGGCUUCGUGACACAGGCCACGCUGCGCCUGCACCCCCUGCCCGAGGCCACCGCUGUCACCACGGCCACCUUCCCCAGCGUGCGGGCGGCCGUGGCCUGCACCGUCCAGGUGCUGCAGGCUGCCGUGCCUGUGGCCCGCAUCGAGUUCCUGGACGAGGUGAUGGCGGGUGCCUGCAGCCGCUUCAGCGGGCUGGAGCUGCCCGAGGCGGCCACGCUCCUCCUGGAGCUCCACGGCUCCCGGCACGGCCUGGCCGAGCAGCGGCAGCAGGCGGAGGAGAUCGUGCGGCUGAACGGCGGCUCCGGCCUGGCCUGGGCGGAGGAGCCGGAGGAGCGCGGGCGGCUCUGGGCCAUGCGCCACAGCGCCUGGUACGCUGCCCUGGCCCUGCGGCCCGGCUGCCAGGGCUACUCCACGGACGUCUGCGUGCCCAUCUCCCGCCUGCCCGACGUGGUGGUGGAGACCAAGCGGGACCUGCAGGACUCCGGCCUCACCGGCCCCAUGGUGGGACACGUGGGUGACGGCAACUUCCACUGCCUCCUCAUCUUCGACCGCCAGGACCCGGCCGAGUCCCGGCGCGUCCACGCCUUCACCCAGCGCCUGGGCAGGCGGGCGCUGGCGGCGGGGGGUACCUGCACCGGGGAGCACGGCGUGGGGCUGGGCAAGCGGGCGCUGCUGCUGGAGGAGCUGGGCCAGGAGGGGAUGGACACCCUGCGCCGCAUCAAGGCCGCGCUGGACCCCCACAACCUCAUGAACCCCGGCAAGGUGCUCUGAGGGGCACCGGCACCCAGCUGGCAGGGGGGUGGCGGCAGCCCCCCGGGGUCAGGCCAGGGGUGGCCACGCUGCCCUGCCAGCCACCCUGUUCCCCCAACCCCAGCCCUGUGGGUCAGGGACCCCCAACCUCACAAUAAACCCUUUUGCACCCCCA